AUGGCUUCGAGCGGGCUAAGUGCCGCAGAGGCCCAGUGGAGGGAGCAGUUCGCCGCCAUGCAAGCCGCCAUUGCCGAACUAAAGAUCCCUCAGGACACAAACAUCGAGAGCGAUCUCGAAGACGACGACUUUGAAGGAUACUCUUCCGGGAACAGCGGCCAGGAUGUCUGGCAAUUCAUCUCGGACGAUGACCAAGACGACUUCAGCAGCGACUUUGCUGAAGCAGCCGCCGUUGGUGGCUCUGCUGCCGACUAUGGCGCGCAAUGGUUCACCACCAAAUGUUCAGCUAUAGCCGCUAAGAACGGCCUCUCCCCUGAUGUGUUUGAAACUCAGGUCAUGAGUGUCCUCAGCUCCGGUCAAUCCGAGGAUGAGCUCCAGGUACACCUGGCUGAUCUGGUUGGUUUUGACGAUUUUGAUUUCAUCAUCGAUGUCUUGGGACACAAGGAUGAAAUCGUUGCCGCAGUCACUGCCAACGGCCAAAAAGCCCAGCAGGCAUCGUCUGGACCGCGACUCUUGACCAGGGCUGAGAGGGAGGAGGCUCUACGUCGCCAGGACCUGGAGCAUAAAUCUGCUUCUCUUGCCACCGCUUCAUCUCGAGAGCCCCAGUAUCCGCACGUCUACAAGUCGUACAGCGCCGGCAACACCCUCAGCUCCACCGGAAAGAAGUACGGUCUUCCGGUGGGAAGCGAGCGGAAGAUUUUUGACAAGUAUGAAGAGUACUCUAUUCCAGCAGGAAAGAAGGGAGUUCUUGGUCCCGGCCAGAGGCUCAUCAAGAUCUCUGAACUUGACGGACUUUGCCGUACCACUUUCAAGGGAUACAAGACGCUCAAUCGAAUGCAGAGUCUUGUGUACCCCAUUGCACACAAAACUAGUGAGAACAUGCUUAUUUGCGCACCCACUGGUGCGGGUAAAACGGACGCAGCUAUGCUCACAAUCCUCCACACCAUCGCGCAGAAUGUGACUCCCAACCCUUUUGAGGACCUCGCUGCCACCGAAUUCGCCGUUAAUACAGAUGACUUCAAGAUUGUCUAUGUCGCCCCCAUGAAGGCACUCGCUGCUGAAGUCACAGAUAAGCUUGGCAAGCGCCUUGCCUGGCUUGGCAUCAAGUGCCGAGAGUACACCGGAGAUAUGCAGCUUACCAAGUCUGAGAUUGUUCAGACCCAGAUCAUUGUUACCACUCCUGAGAAGUGGGAUGUCGUUACCCGAAAAGGUACCGGCGAUACUGAGCUCGUCCAAAAGGUCCGCCUUCUCAUCAUUGAUGAGGUCCACAUGCUUCACGAUGAACGAGGUGCCGUCCUAGAGUCACUUGUAGCUCGAACUGAGAGACAAGUGGAGAGCACACAGUCGAUGAUUCGGAUUAUUGGUCUGAGUGCAACGCUACCCAACUACGUUGACGUUGCGGACUUCCUCAAGGUCAACAAGUACGCUGGUCUGUUUUAUUUCGACGCCUCAUUCCGUCCUGUUCCCCUGGAGCAGCAUUUCAUUGGUGUCAAGGGGAAGGCCGGCUCCAAGCAAGCCAGGGAAAACCUUGACAACAUUGCUUUUGACAAAGUCAAAGAAAUGCUAGAGCUUGAUCAUCAAGUCAUGGUCUUCGUACACUCGCGACGAGAUACAAUGGCGACAGCCCGAACACUUCACCAGAAGGCCGUCGAAGAUUUCUGUGUGGACCUGUUCGACCCAUCAUACCAUCCCAAGUAUGAGCAGGCUUGUCGAGACAUGAAGUCUUCAAGAUCAAAGGACAUUCGCGAGUUGCUUUCCAAGGGAAUUGGAAUUCAUCACGCGGGUAUGGCAAGGUCCGAUAGGAACCUGAUGGAGAGAUUCUUCGCCGAAGGUGUUCUCAAGGUUCUUUGCUGUACUGCUACCCUCGCCUGGGGUGUCAACUUGCCAGCUGCUGCGGUCGUCAUCAAGGGAACUCAAGUCUACAGUGCCCAGGAGGGUAAAUUUGUUGACUUGGGUAUUCUUGAUGUGCUCCAGAUCUUCGGUCGUGCAGGUCGUCCUCAAUUUGAAGACACUGGUAUCGGCAUGAUCUGUACUACCCACGAUAGGCUCACGCACUAUCUGACCGCAAUCACGGAGCAGCAGCCCAUUGAGUCCAAGUUCUCCACCAAGUUGGUUGACAACCUCAAUGCUGAGAUUUCACUGGGUACCGUCACCUCCAUCCCUGACGCGGUGCAAUGGAUCGGAUAUUCCUACUUGUUUGUUCGCAUGCAACGAAGCCCCAUGACCUAUGGCAUCGAGUGGUCAGAGAUCCGAGACGACCCGACCCUGGUUCAGAGGCGACGCCAGCUGGCUAUUCAAGCAGCCAGGACUCUACAACGAUGCCAAAUGAUUAUCUUCAAUGAAACGACUGAGGAGCUUCGCAGCAAGGAUAUUGGCCGAAUUGCUAGCCAGUUCUACAUCCUUCAUACCAGCAUCCAAGUCUUCAACACCAUGAUGCGGCCGCAGGCUACCGAGGCUGAUAUUCUGAAGAUGAUCAGUAUGAGUGGAGAAUUCGACAAUAUCCAAUCCAGAGACAGUGAAGAGAAGGAGUUGACGCACCUCAGGAAGGACAUUGUCCCCUGUGAUGUGGAAGGAGGCAUCGACACACCCCAGGCCAAGACAAACAUUCUGCUUCAGUCUUAUAUCUCGAGGGCACAACCCGAAGACUUCGCUUUGACAAAUGACAUGAAUUACGUUGCGCAGCAAUCUGGGCGAAUCUGUCGAGCACUGUUUAUGCUUGCUCUGAACCGGCGAUGGGGUCAUCAAUGCCUGGUGCUCCUCACCUUGGCCAAGUCGAUCGAGAAGCGCAUCUGGCCGUUCCAGCAUCCCCUUGCUCAGUUUGAUUUCACCAAGACUAUCCUCAACCAGCUUGAAUCUAAGGACAACCUGACGAUUGAGACCAUGAAGGAAAUGGAAUCGGCAGAAAUAGGGGCCUUGGUCCACAACCAGAGCGCCGGCAAGAACAUUGCCAGGAUGCUGUCCAACUUCCCCACGGUGCACGUUGAGGCCGAAAUCGCUCCCCUCAACCGAGAUGUCUUGAGGAUCAAGCUCUAUGUAAUCCCCGACUUCCGAUGGCAUGACCAUGUCCAUGGAACGUCUGAGUCGUUCUACAUCUGGGUUGAGAACUCUGAAACUUCUCAGAUUUACCAUCAUGAGUUCUUCAUUCUUAACAGGAGGAAGUUGAACGAUGACCACGAGCUCAACUUUACAAUUCCCCUCUCGGAUCCUCUGCCGAAGCAGAUCUACGUUCGUGCCGUCUCAGACAGAUGGUUAGGAGCAGAGACGGUGACUCCGGUUUCCUUCCAACAUCUCAUCCGCCCCGACACGGAGAGCGUAUACACAGAGUUGCUGAACCUGCAGCCGCUGCACAUCUCGGCUCUGAAGAACCCCGGACUAGAGGAGAUUUAUGCGAAGCGGUUCCAGUACUUCAACCCCAUGCAGACUCAGAUCUUCCACACGCUAUACAACACCCCUGCCAACGUCCUACUGGGUUCUCCCACCGGAAGUGGAAAGACUGUUGCCGCUGAGCUUGCCAUGUGGUGGGCAUUCCGUGACAGACCCAAGUCAAAGGUGGUUUACAUUGCACCCAUGAAGGCUCUUGUUCGCGAAAGAGUCAAGGAUUGGGGAGCCCGACUGGCACGGCCUCUGGGGCUCAAGCUCGUCGAGUUGACUGGUGACAACACUCCCGAUACUCGCACAAUCCAAGAUGCCGACGUCAUCAUCACCACGCCCGAAAAAUGGGACGGUAUCUCACGUUCAUGGCAGACGAGAGGAUAUGUACGACAGGUCAGCCUCGUCAUCAUCGAUGAAAUCCAUCUCUUGGCAGGAGACCGAGGCCCUAUUCUGGAAAUCAUUGUUUCUCGCAUGAACUACAUUGCGUCCUCGACCAAGAACGCCGUCCGACUCCUGGGCAUGUCGACAGCUUGUGCAAACGCAACGGAUCUUGGCAACUGGCUUGGUGUCAAAGAGGGUCUCUUUAACUUCAAGCACUCGGUCCGUCCGGUUCCAUUGGAGCUCUUCAUCGAUGGCUUCCCUGAGGUCAGGGGAUUUUGUCCUCUGAUGCAGUCUAUGAACAGGCCAACGUUCCUGGCCGUCAAGAAUCACAGCCCCGAAAAGCCCGUCAUCGUCUUCGUGCCUUCCCGACGACAGACCCGUCUCACUGCCAAGGACCUGAUCAACUUCUGCGGAAUGGAGGAUAAUCCUCGCCGGUUCUUGCAUAUGGACGAAGAUGACCUCCAGCUCAACCUUGCCCGAGUCAAGGACGAUGCGCUCAAGGAGGCCAUCAACUUUGGCAUCGGCUUGCAUCAUGCAGGUCUUGUCGAGUCGGAUCGUCAGCUAGCCGAAGAACUCUUCCUGAAUAACAAAAUCCAGAUCCUCGUGGCCACCAGCACCCUCGCGUGGGGUGUCAACCUUCCCGCGCAUUUGGUCGUUGUCAAGGGCACUCAGUUCUACGACGCCAAGAUUGAAGCUUACAAGGACAUGGACCUGACGGACGUGCUGCAGAUGCUUGGACGAGCAGGACGCCCGCAGUUCGACAACUCGGGAGUGGCCCGCAUUUUCACCCAGGACUCCAAGAAGGACUUUUACAAGCACUUCCUUCAUACAGGCUUCCCCGUCGAGUCCUCUCUGCAUACCGUCCUGGACAACCAUCUUUGCGCCGAAGUCUCCGCCGAGACCAUCCUCACGAAGCAAGACGCCCUGGACUACCUCACGUGGACAUUCUUCUUCAGGAGACUGCACAAGAACCCAUCGUACUACGGGCUGGAGAUUUCCGCUGAGGAGCAUAACAGCAUCGCUGCGCAGCAGGUGGCUAACGAGUUCAUGGUCGAAAUGGUCAACAAGUCGCUCGAUGAGCUCGCCGAGUCCAACUGCGUCGAGGUCUUCCCCAACGGCGACGUGGACUCAACCCCAAUGGGCAAGAUCAUGAGUUACUAUUACCUCUCCCACAAGACGAUCCGACACCUGGUCCGCCAUGCCAAGCCGCAAGGCACGUUCCUCAACGUGCUCUCGUGGAUGUCCCGUGCAACCGAGUACGACGAACUCCCUGUGCGUCACAACGAGGACCUCAUCAACGACACGCUGUCAGACAACCUGCCCUUCCCGGGCCAUGCCUUUGGCCUGCCCAUGUGGGAUCCCCACGUGAAGGCCUUCCUGCUCCUCCAGGCGCACAUGUCCCGUAUUGAGCUGCCCAUCACGGAUUACGUCGGUGACCAGACCAGCGUGUUGGACCAGGCCAUUCGUAUCAUCCAGGCGUCCAUCGAUGUCCUCACUGAAAAGGGCUAUCUCUCCAGCUGCCUGCAGAUGAUCUCCCUGCUGCAGUGCAUCAAGUGCGCCCGCUGGCCAACCGACGCUCCCAUGUCCAUCCUCCCCAGCGUCGACGCGGACUCCAAGGACAAGACAGCUCUCGCGAAGAUCAGCGCGCUCAACCACGCUCAGGUCGGCCAGCUCGCCAAGAAAAUCGGCGUCCCAACCAGCCAAACCGGCCGCUUCUCCCGCGCCGUGUCCGUCCUGCCCAACGUGGCAGUCUCCAUUGAGGAAGCCACGGCGCUUUCAGUGAAGAUUGGUCUCAAGCGCCUCAACCCACUCGUUGAGCGUGAAGCCCGCAUCUACGCCCCCAAAUUCCCCAAGCCGCAAUCCGAGGGCUGGUUCGUCAUCGUUGCCGAUGUCGCCCGCGACGAAGUCAUUGCAGUCAAGCGCGUCGGCUGGUCUGCCGUUCCAGGACGCAAGCUCGAACCCGGUAUGCGCCCUUCAUCAAAGACGACCAUCAAGCUGCCCGAGGCCAAGCCUGGGCAGGCCCGCAAGCUGGACGUCCUCGUUGUCAGCGAUGGCUACUUGGGACUUGAACACCGAGUUCUGGGUGUGGACAUUCCCGCGCCGCCAACUGUGGACGACGCCGUGCAAGAGAAGAAGGCAGCCGCGUCUGGAUCAAAGUGA
Molecule: messenger RNA, 5913 nt
Organism: Ilyonectria robusta
Lineage: Eukaryota; Fungi; Ascomycota; Sordariomycetes; Hypocreales; Nectriaceae
Product: Sec63 Brl domain-containing protein
Exons: 3
Coding region: 1-5913 (1970 amino acids)
Molecular function (GO): nucleic acid binding; ATP binding; ATP hydrolysis activity
Source: RefSeq, a predicted model, not a curated record